Molecule: messenger RNA, 2477 nt
Organism: Cucurbita moschata (crookneck pumpkin)
Lineage: Eukaryota; Viridiplantae; Streptophyta; Magnoliopsida; Cucurbitales; Cucurbitaceae
Exons: 3
Coding region: 338-2293 (651 amino acids)
Source: RefSeq, a predicted model, not a curated record
GGGGUCUUAUAAAUUCUCCUCUUUUUUCAAUUUGGUUCGUACAGAAAAAUGAAAUGUCAUAGGUGGUGACCCCAGCUAGAUGCCCAACGGGUAACCCAAGAACCUUUUCCACCACCCCUUUUAGGCCGCCAUGGAAAUGACUCAGAUAAGAUCACAGAGGGGAAGGGUGGGAAGUUAAAAAAGAAAGGAAAUUUGAAGGGAAAAAAGAAACCCCACCUGAAAAUAUAAAAGCUCUGUUUUGAUUUCUUAAACCCCAGAGGAAAUUAGGGCCGAAAAAGGGAUGGAUGAGAGAGAAAAGAGAAGAAGGGGGGAGGGUGGUCUUUUUUAAGAGUAGGAAAUGGAAAACGGUGGUGUGGAAAAGGAGGAAAAUUUGGGGAAAAAGUUAAGGAGAGGGGUUUUGAUUGGGAAAAGAUGUGGACCUUGCACUCCAGUGCCUUCAUGGAGGAUUUGGGCUCCUCCUCAAGAGACUAUCAUUAACCAAACAGACCCUUUUCACAGUUCUUCUGCUUCUGCUUCUGCUUCUAUCUCUGCCAGAAAGCUUGCGGCUGCCCUUUGGGAGUUUCAUCACUAUCUUCCACUUCCUAAGAUGCACAGAGCUUCCAAGAAUGGCGUAUCUAAUGGUGCUGCUGAUUCAAGGCUCAUCCGCCGCCGCCACUUCCAUCAUCAUCAUAAGGACAAAGCCCUUGAACUUUCCAACUUUCUUGGUGAUCCUUGCCCCAGCUCUCCUGAGCAGCCAGCAAGUGCAAGCAGCUUAAGGAGACAUGUUGCUGCAUCAUUAUUGCAACAUCAUCAAUCAAUUGAAAGGAACAAUCAAGCUCUUCAGCCCAUAUCUCCCAGCUACGGAAGCUCUAUGGAGGUGGCACCUUACAACCCUGCAAUCACUCCUAGUUCUUCGGACUUCAAGGGAAGAAUUGGCGAAUCACAUUAUAGUCUUAAGACGUCUACCGAACUGCUAAAAGUAUUAAAUCGAAUCUGGAGUUUGGAAGAGCAACACGCGUCGAAUAUAGCUUUGAUAAAAGCAUUGAAAACAGAACUCAGCCAUACUCAUAUCAAGAUGAAGGAGCUGCUUCGACAACGACAAGCUGAUCGACACGAGAUGGAUGAUUUAAUAAAGGAAAUUUCCGAAGACAAACUCGUUAGAAAAAACAAAGAAGAAGAUCGUAUCAAGGCUGCAAUUCUGUCGAUGAGGGAUGAACUUGAAAACGAGAGGAAAUUAAAGAAACGAUCUGAGAGCCUACAGAGGAAGUUUGCAAGAGAGCUCUCUGAGACGAAAUCUUCUCUUGUCAAUGCGCUAAACGAGAUAGAACGAGAGCGAAAAUCUAGGAUGCUCUUGGAGGAUCUCUGUGAUGAAUUUGCGAAGGGCAUAAAACGCUACGAAAACCUGGUGCACGCCUUAAAACAGAAAUCUGAUAGGAACAGCACGGGAAGAGUUGAUCGUGAUGGUUUAAUUCUCCAUAUCUCGGAAGCUUGGCUCGAUGAAAGAAUGCAGAUGCUACAAGAACAAAACGGUGCUUAUGUCGAGAAGUCUGUGGUAGAAAAAUUACAAGUCGAAAUCGAGAGCUUUCUUGAUGCUAAACGAAAUGAUGCUAACGAUAGCAAGAACGAUCAACUGUUAAAGGACCAUCGAAGUUCACUAGAGUCGGUCCCAUUGAAUGAGGCUACCAGUGCACCUCAAGCUCGGGACGAUGAAGAUUCUCAAGAUAGCGAUUCACAUUGUUUCGAGUUAAACAAGCCAAACAACAGCAAUACCAUGACUCAUAAAAAUGAGAAUACAGAAGAUCAUAUCGACAAAGUAGAGAAAUCAAACGACACGCAAAGGAAACUCGGGUCUCACGAGAGGUCUAAAAGCCACACUCCAUCCAGCUUGCAAGUACGGUUUGAAGAACAAAUGGCUUGGGCAAUGUCUUGCAUCGGAAACAAGAAGAACGAAGGAAUAUCCGCUGAAGUAAACAAACCUAGCCAGACUGAGAACUGUCAAGACUCGAUCCACGGCUCGAAUUCGAAUCACAUACUGGAUAGCGUUAUCAGAAACCAACUCCUUCAUGGGGACAAUGUGCAUCCUGAAGAAGCUCAUGGUGAGGCCUCCAGCAGCAACACUGGGUGGAGGAACCAAGCAAGUCCAGUGAGACAGUGGACAACAACAGCAGCCCCAGAGAUCAACACGAACACCAUACAGUCAUCGACAUCGACAUCAUCGAAAUUGCCUCCCGGACUAAAGGAGAACACUCUGCACGCAAAGCUUCUUGAAGCAAGGACAAAGGGAAGUCGGUCGCGGUUAAAACUUUUCAAGUGAAAACUGUUUAUCCUACUUUUUUGGAGUACUUAUGGUGAUAUCCCUCUCCUUAUGUAUCCUUGUUAUGUCUCAGCAUAGUACAGUUUUACAUUCCACUUCAGCACCUGUAAGGAUUGGUAAUGACUCUCAAAUAUAUUAUAGUAUCAAGUUCGGGUAUUAUCGACCUGAAAACCCGAAUUCCAGA